AUGCUUAAGGAAAAUUAUGGUUACCCAGAUACUCUUGACUUUAGUGACAGAUAUAAAGAAGCUAUUAGAAAGUUCAAGGAAGGAAAUACUGACCCGAACCUAUUUAGCUUUAUGGUUCAGCACCAAAUGGGAUAUAAUUUCAAACCUGGAAAAUACAAGCUCGCUAAGGGAUAUGAUUUAAUAGCAUAUCAUCCAAAUGACAUGACUGAAUUUACUCCGAGAUAUUUGUUGUCAGAGCUAAACGAUAAUUCAACUCUCUUCAUGAAACGCGUAAAAAAUAGAGACGGAACGAAAGAAGAAAGGUUUAUGAGUCCGGAUGACUUAGAUAGGGAACUUGUUAAAAACGGUCUCGGAAUAUAUGAAAUGCCAGCAGAUGAGGUACAAGAAACUCCACAGGAAGAAGUUCAGAUACAACCAGACAUGGAAGAAAUAGUUCAGCAACAACAGCUAGAAGAGCCUGAAGGAAACAAACAA
This is a messenger RNA of Trichomonas vaginalis G3, 474 nucleotides long. RefSeq names its product protein of unknown function, DUF4106 family. Lineage: Eukaryota; Parabasalia; Trichomonadida; Trichomonadidae. The transcript has a single exon. The annotation marks the transcript as partial. The record is from RefSeq and is a predicted model, not a curated record.